AUGUCAGUUUAUUUCACAUCACCACAGCGAGCACAGUGCAUUUAAAUUUUUGAAACAUAAGUGAUGUCGAAAAAUAUAUUGGUGAUGGCAUUUCACGGUUUAGUGUGGGCGGGCGUGAUAGCUUUCGCGUUUUGGGCGACCGGCGCUAACGCUGGGGCGGCGCGCUACGAUUCCGCGACUCCUUUUACGCCGCCCUACACCAAAUACAAAUAUAUACCUUUGCACAAUGAACCUGAUGAUGCUACUUCGCUGUCCGAGGAGGAAGCUCCAACAUCAGGGAUGCCUCCAUCAGAAAUGAUCCUUACCGCCCUGCGGACUGCGCUAGACGUUGUUAGAAAUAUGAAUAAAAACAGGCUUAAUACACCUGCAAUUGCUAGAACCAGUAAUACUACGUCUGUUAAGCACAGACGUAGACAGUCAAGCAACGACACUGUCAGUGGGAGAGGGUUUGAGGAUUACUACGACGAGCAUCAUGACCACCAUCACGAAGUCGAAACGACAACAGCCAAGCCCGUGAAACAGGGAAGAUAUACUGAUCCAUGGGCUGGAUACUAUGACUGGAUCAUCAACGAGGGAUCUUUCAAAUUUUGGAGUGUUUUCCAGCUGUUUACUGCUGCGCUUCUUCUGUAUGCCUGUUUCUCUGCCAUCUACUACGCGAAAUUCAACCCCAUCCUACCAGAUUACAGUUUGGAAUAUGACGAUUACUUUUUAGAAAGAAGUGUCGGUAGAAAGGCCAGAAGUUUGGAUCCGUCCGAAAUGUUAUCCGGCUUAAGUUGGAUAAAUCCAUCGACUUUCCAAUUUAUUCUCAACGCUAUCGCAAAACAUUAUGAAGACCAAUAAGGCAUUAAUAUGUUCAGUAUAAGGAAACGACAGUCAAUUAGUACUUAAGUUAAAGAAAUGCAUGCUCUUGUUUCCAUAUACUCGAAGAUAUGUAUUAAUUUAUAUCUGUAGCUAUAAGUACGCUCAAACUUCACUCCUAGUUCUUAAAUAAAUAUUUCAUCAUCA
Messenger RNA from Pieris napi, 1005 nucleotides. RefSeq lists its product as uncharacterized. Lineage: Eukaryota; Metazoa; Arthropoda; Insecta; Lepidoptera; Pieridae. The record is from RefSeq and is a predicted model, not a curated record. Bases 64 to 840 code for a protein of 258 amino acids. The transcript has 4 exons.